CAAUCCUCCAGAACCAGAAAUCAAUAUCUUCUAUGGCUGCAAUCUCUCCCUGUCCUCUCCUUCGAGCGACGCGCUUGAUCAUGGCGCUACUCCUCCAUUAACUGAACCUCUCUCUCCCCCUUCUUUAGCGGACGGGCACACUCUUCCAUCGAUCAACUAUGCAAAACCCUUCAACUGCAACCAAUGACUCAGCUUCCUCCUCCGCCUCCGGUUUCUUCUUCACACGUCUAACCGGUUUAGCUUCCAGAAACCGCCCAAAUUCAGAUGUGUCGACAUCAAAUGCCCUCUUCUUCAAUGCCUCUCGGAGGAGGACGCGGAAAGCCCUAGCUUCCCUGAGCUUGAACACUAAGAGCAGUAUCAACUCGAGCCUGCGUGGGUUUAUCAGUGAAUUCAACAGCUUUAUUAGGUUUCACUGCGAUAAGGUGGUUCCCGACAGCUUUGCCUCCAUCGGGGUUUCGAGCCACGAGAACAACGGAGUUAGGGAAAGUUUCACUGGCGGGGUUUUGGGCGAGGAGGGCUUGCCGUUGAACGGAGUAGAAGCUGAUCGGCCCAAGAAAGUUUUGAUUUUGAUGAGUGAUACUGGUGGUGGUCACCGAGCUUCUGCUGAAGCCAUUAGAGCUGCUUUCAAUCAGGAGUACGGGGAUGAGUAUCAGGUGUUUAUUACGGACUUGUGGACAGAUCACACACCCUGGCCGUUCAACCAGCUUCCUAGGAGCUAUAAUUUUCUGGUGAAACACGGAGCUCUAUGGAAAAUGACUUACUAUGGUACUGCUCCACGUGUUAUUCACCAGUCUAAUUUCGCAGCAACUUCGACUUUUAUUGCCAGGGAAAUUGCCCAAGGAUUGAUGAAAUAUCAACCAGACAUUAUCAUCAGUGUUCAUCCGUUGAUGCAGCAUGUCCCACUUCGUGUCCUAAGAUCAAAGGGGUUACUUGAUAAAAUAGUCUUCACCACUGUUAUUACAGACUUGAGCACUUGCCAUCCCACAUGGUUUCAUAAGCUUGUGACAAGAUGUUACUGUCCAUCAACAGAAGUGGCGAAAAGGGCGCAAAAGGCCGGACUUCAAACAUCACAAAUCAAAGUCUACGGUCUUCCUGUUCGACCUUCCUUUGUCAAACCAGUUCGCCCUAAGGUUGACUUAAGAAGAGAGCUAGGGAUGGAUGAGAACCUUCCAGCUGUUUUGUUAAUGGGCGGAGGAGAAGGAAUGGGUCCCAUCGAGGCAACAGCAAGAGCUCUUGGAGAUGCUUUGUAUGACGAGAGUCUUGGUGAAGCAGUUGGUCAGGUUCUUAUAAUAUGUGGACGGAACAAGAAACUCCAAACCAGAUUAAGUUCCAUAGACUGGAAAAUACCAGUCCAGGUUAAGGGGUUUGUAACAAAAAUGGAGGAAUGUAUGGGUGCCUGUAACUGUAUCAUAACAAAGGCAGGUCCAGGAACCAUAGCUGAAGCUAUGAUAAGAGGGCUACCGAUAAUCUUAAACGGUUACAUCGCUGGUCAAGAGGCUGGGAAUGUACCGUACGUGGUGGAGAAUGGAUGUGGAAAAUUCUCAAAAUCACCAAAAGAGAUAUCGAAGAUUGUAGCGGAUUGGUUUGGACCGGGAUCGGAACAGUUGGAGAUAAUGUCACAGAAUGCACUGAGGCUAGCUAGACCAGAAGCAGUGUUCAAGAUAGUGCAAGACAUGCACGAGCUUGUCAGGCAGAGAAACUAUCUUCCUCAGCACUCUUGCACUGCCUAGUAGAUGUUGUUGUAGUAGUAGUAACUUGUAACUCUUAUUCAUUCAAUCAAAACCUACUUUCCUUUGGUUCUAGACAAAGAAUGUAACAACUAGAUUUUUACCCGCACGCCCGUGCGGGUAUAUAUUUCAAAAAUAUAUUGCUAUUUAUUUUU
Raphanus sativus (radish) is the source of this 1882-nucleotide messenger RNA. RefSeq names its product monogalactosyldiacylglycerol synthase 1, chloroplastic. The record is from RefSeq and is a predicted model, not a curated record. Gene Ontology annotation, molecular function: hexosyltransferase activity. Gene Ontology annotation, biological process: glycolipid biosynthetic process. Bases 159 to 1730 code for a protein of 523 amino acids. The transcript is spliced from 8 exons. Lineage: Eukaryota; Viridiplantae; Streptophyta; Magnoliopsida; Brassicales; Brassicaceae.